AUGGCUGAAAUUGCACAGCCUGAACAAGAGGAAGAUAUAGAUAGAGCAUCCAACAAUAGUGGUAACCUUAUCCAAGAAAAGGAGAAAGAUGGUGAUUCUUUCCAGGAGAAUUCAGGUGAAGAAAACCUUCAUUAUGAACAUGAAGGGCAUGAGAAUCCAUCUUCAGAUCUUCAGGAAGAUGAUGGAAACAAGAAAAUCCCUGAGGACCAUGAAAUAAGAAACAAACUCGAUACCUUAGAACUCAACAGUGAGACUAGGCAAUGUUAUGAUGAAUCCCAGGAUGAUGAUUCUCCACAGAAGGAAAUGAAAGAUAAUGCACAGGAGUGCAACCAGGAGGACUGGUUCAAGAUCACAUAUGACAAGAUGUGGCUAGUAAAUUUAAUCCAGAGCCAUUCCAGUGUACCUUUCACUCCAGUUGAUUUUCAGUUCAUCAAAACUCGGGCACAAUUCUUUGUCCAGGGUGAAAGCACUGCCUCUGCAUUCAAGGCUAUCCACUGCAAGAUUUAUGAUGAAGCAAAUGAUAAGAUAUCUAUCUUUGUCAAUCCUUCUUCUGUACCUGACAUGGUGAUGAAUAAGUUCACAGCAGAACAAAUGGAGCAGAUAAAGCUGGCCUUGAUGAAACGAUAUGAUGUCACUCAGAAAAGUCUGGACCUGCAGAAGCUCCAGUUUGACACAGGCUUAUUGGGCCAUGAUAUUACAAUGGUCCUGAAUCGAAGACAUUUCAUGGCUGCCAUCCUGCAGAUCAUUGGAGAAAAUUUCCCUGAGCUGUUGUCCUUGAACCUGUGCAACAACAACAUAUAUUGGCUGGAUGGCCUGUCUGACAUAGUACAACAAACCCCUCAAGUCAAGUUCAUGAACCUCUCGCAAAACCAGAUAAAGUUUGCUUCAGAGUUGGACAAGUUGAAAGGGCUGCAGCUAGAAGAGCUGUGGCUAGAGGGGAACCCCUUGUGCAACACCUUUGCAGACAAAGCUGCCUAUGAAGUAGCCAUUCAAGAUUACUUCCCCCAGUUAUUGUGGCUGGAUGGCCAGGAAUUAGUCUCACCAGUUAUUGGCGGUGAUGUUCCUGAAGUAAUAAAACCCUGCAAGGAAAGCUAUAGAGGAUGUGAGAGUCUGAAGAGUAUGUUGCUGCAAUUUCUAAUUCAGAGCUUGAAAGACUACUUAAAGGAUAGUAGGAACCUAAAGAAGCACAAACACCCCGUGUCACGGAUGCAACUGUUGAAGCACACAAACUGUGAAAUUGUGGUCUGCCUCAGUUCCUUGCCCAGAACUCAGCAUGACUUUAGCUCCUAUGUAAUAGACAUUUGUGUUCAGACGGUGAGCCCCUGUUUCUUCCCUCAGGCAAUUCCAGAAAGCUGGAAGUGGAGUAGUGAGUGA
Perognathus longimembris pacificus (Pacific pocket mouse) is the source of this 1374-nucleotide messenger RNA. Its product is annotated as nuclear RNA export factor 5-like. Bases 1 to 1374 code for a protein of 457 amino acids. The record is from RefSeq and is a predicted model, not a curated record. The transcript is spliced from 15 exons. NCBI's taxonomy places the organism in Eukaryota, Metazoa, Chordata, Mammalia, Rodentia, Heteromyidae. Gene Ontology annotation, biological process: poly(A)+ mRNA export from nucleus. Gene Ontology annotation, cellular component: cytoplasm; nucleus. Gene Ontology annotation, molecular function: RNA binding.